CUCCCCACUUAGUGUCCGGCUUCCAAGCGCUUAAGAUGCGCUGGACGCUUGUUAGAGGGCGACACUUGUUUACUCUUCAAACUCGCCUUUUUGGGACCGCGACUCCGGUCGGAGGGAGACGCUUUCUCGUCGCCGGGAGUCGUCAUCGAAUUGUGGCUGAUGUAGUUCAUUGUGACACUUGUCUCCUCCCUCUACCUCCGGCCCCCCCUUCCCAGUGCCUCACCGCAUGACCUCCGACCUCCACACAUUCACGCUGAGCUACGGAGCAGGGCGGGAAACGGCCCCGUCCUCAUCUGGGAUUUCUGUCUCCGGACUCCCACCGCACGCGUCUCCUCUGGGCUGUCACUUCCUGACUGGGGAGCAGCCGACCGUCCAGGAUCCCAGCGCCUCCCCUCGGACCGGUGGAGGGUGUCGGAGCCCUCCGCCCGCCUUCUCCUUCACCCUCGAGAUUUUUCUUCCCGGUCGGAUUGAGCCCGGUUCUGCCGGCCACGGGACCUGUCAAAACUGGGGCGCGAUUCGUGUGAUGCGACAAUGUCGGAUCUGGGCGAGCGCAGGCCGGUCAACAUGGACUACGCCGUCUCCCUGCUGGAGCAGCUCAAGUUCUUCUACGAGCAGAAGCUAUUGACUGACGUGGUCCUGCUGGUGGAGGACACCGAGUUCCCGUGUCAUAAGAUGGUUCUGGCCACCUGUAGCUCCUACUUCAGGGCGAUGUUCAUGAGCGGGCUGAGCGAGAGCAAGCAGACGCACGUGCGCCUAAGGAACGUGGACGCCGCCACGCUGCAGAUCAUCAUCACGUACGCCUACACGGGCCACCUGGCCAUCAGCGAGAGCACGGUGGAGCUGCUCUACGAGACCGCCUGCUUCCUACAGGUGGAGGACGUCUUGCUGCAGUGCCGAGACUACCUGGUGAAGAAGAUCCACCCGGAGAACUGCGUGCGGAUGCUGAGCAUCGGCGACCUGUUCAGCUGCAGCGAGCUGAAGCAGAGCGCCAAGCGCAUGGUGGAGCACAAGUUCCCCACCGUGUACCGGCAGGACGCCUUCCUGCAGCUCUCGCACGAGCUCCUCAUCGACGUCCUGAGCAGCGACAACCUCAACGUGGAGAAGGAGGAGACGGUGCGCGAGGCCGCCAUGCUGUGGCUGGAGUACAACAUGGAGGCGCGCUCGCAGCACCUGUCCUCCGUGCUCAGUCAGAUCCGCAUCGACGCGCUCUCCGAGGUGACGCAGCGCGCCUGGUUCCAGGGCCUGCCCCCCAACGACAAGUCUGUUGUGGUGCAGGGCCUCUACAAGUCCAUGCCCAAGUUCUUCAAGCCCCGCCUGGGAAUGACCAAGGAGGAGAUGCUCAUCUUCAUCGAGGCCUUGUCGAAGCCGCAGGACGAGGCCCGCCUCUUUUCCAUGUCGCCGCCCACCACCGUGGUGUGCUACAGCCCGCAGGCCGAGAAAGUCUACAAACUCUGUAACCCCCCCGGAGACCUGCAGAAGGUGGGGGCCCUGGUCACCCCGGACAACGACGUCUUUAUCGCCGGCGGACAGAUCAUCCUCAACGACUCCAUCACCACCCACGGCAUGGUGGACCUGCGCUCGGUGGACAGCUUCUUCUGGUUCGACGCCCAACAGAACUCCUGGGUGGCCAAGACCCCCAUGCUGUGCGCCCGCCUCAAGCCCUCGCUGGUCUACUGCGACGGCUACAUCUAUGCAAUCGGCGGCGACAACGUCGGCGGCGAGCUGAACAAGCGCACGGUGGAGCGAUACGACUGCGAGAAGGACGAGUGGAGCAUGAUGAGCCCGCUGCCCUUCGCCUGGAACUGGUGCACGUCGGUGGUGGUGCACGACCGCAUCUACGUGAUGACGCACGACAUCAUGUACUGCUACUUCCCCCGCGGCGACGCCUGGGUGGAAAUGGCCAUGCGCAAGACCAGCCGCUGCUUCGCCUCCGCCGCCGCCUUCGGAGACCUCAUCUUCUACAUCGGCGGCCUCCACGUGGUCAGCAACUCGGGCAUCCGCUUGCCCACCAGCACCAUCGACGGCCCCUCCGUCACCGUGGAGGUCUACGACCUCAACAAGAACGAGUGGCGCCCCGCCGCCAACAUCCCCGCCAAGCGCUACGCGGACCCGUGCGUGCGGGCGGUGGUGCUGCUCAACUCGCUGUGCAUCUUCAUGCGCGAGACCCACAUGAACGAGCGCGCCAAGUACGCCGUCUACCAGUACGACGUGGAGCUGGACCGCUGGUGCCUGCGGCAGCACGUGUCCGAGCGCGUGCUCUGGGACCUGGGCAAGGACUUCCGCUGCGCCGUGGGCAAGCUGUACCCCUCCUGCCUGCAGGAGUCUCCCUGGAAACCGCCCACCUACCUCUUCUCCCCCGACGGAGCCGAGGAGUUCCAGAUAGACGGGGAGCUGGUGUCCCUCCCCCAUGUAUGGCUCUGAAACACGCCCCCUAGCGGGGAAGGUGAGACUCCACCUGACGGACGAUGUCACAAACACGCGUCAAAACAUUCGACCACAUAGUAAUCUUUGCUCAUUUCCUUUUCCGACUGUUUUUGUCCGCGCUAUGAACAUGACGACGCACUUAACCCUUUUUCUGCCCCUUCAGCUGCACGUCUAAAAAUGCAGCAACUUCUCCAAGCAUCCAUCUAGGCCUGGGCUGCUCGCCAAUAAAUCAACUCAUCCAACCAUAGACAAUUAACUUGGUAGUUGUAAUCGAUGAAUUGUCAGCGUUCUUCGUCUCUCCUUUCCAAACCGGAUACAGGAGGGUUCACUCUGUGCAUCGCUUUUGUUCAAAAGUAGAAUUAAAUGAACAGAGUUAACCCUCCAGUCAGUCAUCCGCAAUCGUUGUCCCUCCGGAAUUAAAUGAACAGAGUGAACCCUCCUGUCAGCCACCCACAAUCGUCGUCCCUCCAGAAUUGAAUGAACAGAGCGAACCCUCUUGUCAGUCGUCCGCAAUCCCUCCGGAAUUGAAUGAACAGAGUGAACCCUCUUGUCAGUCGUCCGGAAUUGAAUGAACAUAGUGAACCCUCUUGUCAGUCAUCCACAAUCGUUGUCCCUCCGGAAUUGAAUGAACAGAGUGAACCCUCCUGUCAGCCACCCACAAUCGUCGUCCCUCCAGAAUUGAAUGAACAGAGCGAACCCUCUUGUCAGUCGUCCGCAAUCGUUGUCCCUCCGGAAUUGAAUGAACAUAGUGAACCCUCUUGUCAGUCAUCCACAAUCGUUGUCCCUCCGGAAUUGAAUGAACAGAGUGAACCCUCUUGUCAGUCGUCCGGAAUUGAAUGAACAUAGUGAACCUUCUUGUCAGUCAUCCACAAUCGUUGUCCCUCCGGAAUGGAAUGAACAGAGUGAACCCUCUUGUCAGUCGUCCGCAAUCGUUGUCCCUCCGGAAUUGAAUGAACAGAAAGAAACUGCUCGUCAGUCAUUGUUUCUCCGGAAUUAAAUUAGCAAAGUGAACCCGCUUGUCAGUCAUCCGCAAUCUUUGUCCCUCCGGAAUUAAAUUAAGAGUGAAUCUUCCUUUAAUGAAACGGAGUGAACCCGCUUGUCAGUCGUACGCAAUCUUUGUCCCUCCAGAAUUAAAUAAACUGAGAGAACCCUCCUUUAAUGAACCCGCUUGUUAGUUGUCCGCAAUCUUUGUCCCGCCGGAAUUAAAUGAACAGAGUCAACCCUCCUUUAAUGAACAGAGUGAACCCGCUUGUCAGUCGUCCGCAAUAUUUGUCCCUCCGGAAUUAAAUGAACAGAGUGAACCAUCCUUUUAAUGAACAGAGUGAACCCGCUUGUCAGUCGUACGCAAUCUUUGUCCCUCUAGAAUUAAAUAAACUGAGAGAACCCUCCUUUAAUGAACCCGCUUGUCAGUAGUCCGCAAUCUCUGUCCCUCCGGAACUCAAUGAACAGAGAGAAACCGCUCGUCAAUCAUUGUUUCUCCGGAAUUAAAUUGACAAAGUGAACCCGCUUGCCAAUCGUACGCAAUCAAUGUCCUUCCGGAAUUAAAUGAACAGAGUGAACCAUCCUUUUAAUGAAUAGAGUGAACCCGCUUGUCAGUCGUCCGCAAUCUUUGUCCCUCCGGAAUUAAAUGAACAGAGUGAACCCUCCUUUAAUGAACAGAGUGAACCCGCUUGUCAGUCGUCCGCAAUCUUUGUCCCUCCGGAACUCAAUGAACAGAGUAAACCCUCCUGUCAGUCAUCCGCAAUCUUUGUCCCUCUAGAAUUAAAUGAACAGAGUGAACCCGCUUGUCAGUCGUCCGCAAUCUUUGUCCCUCCGGAAUUAAAUGAACAGAGUGAACCCUCCUUUAAUGAACAGAGUGAACCCGCUUGUCAGUCGUCCGCAAUCUUUGUCCCUCCGGAACUCAAUGAACAGAGUAAACCCUCCUGUCAGUCAUCCGCAAUCUUUGUCCCUCUAGAAUUAAAUGAACAGAGGGAACCCUCUUGUCAGUCGUCUGCAAUCUUUGACCCCCCCCCACCCCCUCAGAAUUAAAUGAGUCAAAUCAAUUAAUCAAACAUUAAUAAAUGAACUGGAUAACAGUAAUCGGUACAGGAGGGUGCUUCAAAUGAACAAAGUAAACCCUCUUGUCAGUCGUCCGCAAUUUUUGCCUAUCAUUCACAAUCCUUAUGUAAGACAAGAACACAUGUUUUUUUAAUGCAUUCUGACUUGUAAAUAAAUGCUAGCAAGCGUCAGCUAACAAAGGAAGUAAUGGGAGUCACUCUAUUCUGUUAAUGAAGUGCUCCAAAAACCUCCUUCAAGGUUUAUAUACGUGCUUUAAGUAGAUACUGUAAGUCAUAUUUAUGUCUUUUGCUCAUUGGAAGCACACGGCAGCGGAUUCAUUUCACAAUCUCAUCACAACGUUCGCUUUUCUCUUCAACAACAUAAUAAUAAUAAUAAUAAUAAUGGAUUAGAUUUUAUAUCGCGCUUUUCUAUUGUUCGAUACUCAAAGCGCUCACAGAGAAGUGGGAACCCAUCAUUCAUUCACACCUGGUGGUGGUAAGCUACAUUUGUAGCCACAGCUGCCCCGGGGUAGACUAAUCAUGCAGACUUCAUGAGAAAACCACAAAUGAUGAGACAGAGACUUAUAUUUUUGAGCCUGAGUAUAAGGAGGAUGAGCUACAGGUUUUAGAAGAUGCAGCUUUAGUGAAACUUUAAGUGUCAUGUAGCAGUUUUGCUAAGUGCUAAGCAAUAAGUACAAACUACGAACAUAAUAAAACAAUCACGUACUGUACAAUGUCUGCUCUCACUGGAACACUGACUGUUGGGGUGUUUAUAUAUUCCCGUUUAGAUAAAGAAUUCAUCAUAAUCGCAGGUUUAAAAGAAGAAGAAGAAAGUUGAAGCAAAAAGGGUAUCUUUGUGUCUUUCUCACCAUCUCCGGGUAUAAAUUGGAUGUCAAAGUUGACCAACUUCUCGGUUUAUGUCCACAUCCUUCCAUUAUCCAGGUGAGAGGCAUGAUUUAUAAUCUAGAAUUAACUUUCACCAACUCCGAGGCGAUGCAGCUGCUCACCAUUUCGGUAUAUCAACAUAGCAGUGCUAAAUAGUUGACCUGCGUUAGCACUUAUAAUAACAAUAUCGUUAAUACUUGUUAAUAUUCAGCUCACAAGAUGUAAAUGGAGUAGUGGUGGCGGUUUUGGGGUGGAAUUUUUUUUUUAGACCGUUUUAUGGGUGCAUAUUUAUCUGCAUUGUUAGCCACCUCCUACUUGCUGUAUUUUAUGACUUAGAAUGCAUAAAAAAGGAUUGUGAACGAUAAGCAACAUUCCACAAAAAGUGCAGUUCCCCCUUAAAGUUGUUAAAAGGAUGACUUGUGUUUUUAUGAUGACAUUAGUGCUUCAUGUGGUCUCUAAAUCAUGCUGACCAUAUUAUCAGCCCAGGCCUAGCGCCAUCUUUAAUUCCUCCCAACACCUCGGAUGUGCGUCUUUUUCCCCCCUCAAAAAAAGGCCUUGCAGUGCGGCAGCAGUUUUCUUUUGAUAUCUUUUUUUUUUUUUUUUUGGUAAAAAGAGGUGUCGCGAGUGCCUGCAGGUCUGGUCGCCCGCCACCUCGCCGCCUCCACAGGCCACGCCUCCCCGCUCAGGCCUUCCACACAACCAGCAGUUUACGCCUCACGCCGUGAGUCACAUGGUCGCAAACACACACACACACACCUCCACUAUCGGUUUAUUUUUUAUUUCCAAGCUGCUGAGAUAUAUAUAUAUAUAUGUGUGUGUGUAUAUGAUACAAAUAUCUAUUUUUCAUAUGUUGAAAAGAUGUGUUCUAGUGUGGGGAAAAUAACCAGGUCUAUUUUGUAUUAGUUGUUUUUUUAAUUUAAUAUUACUGUAGUGUGACUGUGGCUAGAACCCCUUUGUCCCGCCCCAGUAACAAUUCCUGAUUGGUUGCAAAGGGAGGGGGGCUGGCCCAGGGCUGUUGCCAUGGAAACCAGUCCCGAGCAACCACUAGCAGUAGUGCGGCAGCCUGGGGGAGGGAACCUUAAACCGUGAGCACAGGUGCUUCAUGGCGGACGUGUCUAGCAUGUUUGGCUGCAUUAUAUUCCUUUGGCACUGUAUUUGGAAUGAACGUUAACUUAUUAAAAAACUUACCAAAAACUUUCUUUUUUUUCCCCUCAUUUAAAAAAAAAAAAAAAAGUCUCCAAAGUAGUACCAGCCCGUGGUAGCCUUUAUUUUCAGUACAUCAAUAUAGCAUCUGGUGUAACGUUGCAAGCAUCAGGAAAAAUAGUCUGAUCAUUUCUUCAAUACAAAAUGAAAAUAUAUCAACAGGAAUACAAAAAAGAAACCAAAACCCGCUUUGUGUUUUUGUUUUUUUCCCCCCACCUGCAUCAAAACAAGAGCAGAGACGCAGCAGGACGGAGUAAACCAAACAAAAAAAAAACAACAUGCUUCUCAUCCAGCAGAGCUCCAAUUAGCAUAAAAAAAAACACUUUUACAAGAUAAAACAUGACAGUUGAAAUACAUAAAAGGCUGCAAACAUCAGGACCGUCUCCAGUGUCCGGACAUAACAUGAAUAUACAUCUUUUCUAUUUGGAUUGAAGAGCUUUUACACCACACGUGAAAUGGUGUUGCUAGGUAGAAAAUGGCCAAACAACCUGGCUUUGUCAGUUUUGAUCAGACUGAUGCUUGUCCUAACACUGUGGCUAUCAAUAACAGCGGCAAUAUUCUUCAUAUCAGCUUAAAACCGUUUAUCUGUGCAAACUAAUGCACCUAAAAUACUUUUAUGUAUAAAUAUUUAAAAAUCAUUGGUUCAUGCUGGAAUAAAAACAUAUUCCAAUGUGUAGAAAUACAUCAUUAUUUUCUCUCACGCCCCCCCCCUAAAGGACAACAUUUUUUUCCUAACCCUCCUGAAGCUAUGUUUUAUAGUAGGAAGAGGAUUUAUAUGCUCCAUUUUUUGCAGUUUACCUGACGCAUGAAACGUGACAGAUUUGGGGGCACUUUAUCCACUUUAGAAGACAGCGGAGUGUUGAGUAUCGUAAAAUGUGUUUUUGCGGCAAUUUCAACUUUGACCUCAGCGUCAGUUCCUAAUGUAGAGUGGCGCUUUCCAUCAUUUUCAGCAGACCGCAUUGCAAACGGUUAACACCCCAAUCUAAAGCUCACGUGAAAUCCACCCAGGAAUGGGGCCAUAAGAAUCCAUUCGCUACAGUAUGUGUCAAGAUUGCUAACACCAAAGAUGCUAUUACACCAUUGGCUCUCACGCCCCCUUUCCCCUGAUACCUCACAGUGCCCCCCCUCCUCCAUUUAAGAAGCACCAUGUUGGAACUUGCUCACAGUUGACAUUUUUCUAAAGGAACGUUUCUAAUUUUGAAGGAAACGUUAAUUACCGGUCUGCAUUUGUCAAGAUGCACACUGUUACCUCUCACGCCCCCCCUUUGGAACUUGUUCACAAUUAUAUAUUUUCUAAGGAACAAA
Messenger RNA from Entelurus aequoreus (snake pipefish), 7853 nucleotides. RefSeq names its product kelch repeat and BTB (POZ) domain containing 2 (gene kbtbd2). Gene Ontology annotation, molecular function: protein binding. NCBI's taxonomy places the organism in Eukaryota, Metazoa, Chordata, Actinopteri, Syngnathiformes, Syngnathidae. The record is from RefSeq and is a predicted model, not a curated record. Bases 532 to 2421 code for a protein of 629 amino acids. The transcript is spliced from 4 exons.